Sander lucioperca (pikeperch) is the source of this 4156-nucleotide messenger RNA. RefSeq names its product SMAD family member 4a (gene smad4a). The record is from RefSeq and is a predicted model, not a curated record. Bases 540 to 2051 code for a protein of 503 amino acids. NCBI's taxonomy places the organism in Eukaryota, Metazoa, Chordata, Actinopteri, Perciformes, Percidae. Gene Ontology annotation, cellular component: heteromeric SMAD protein complex. Gene Ontology annotation, biological process: cell differentiation; regulation of transcription by RNA polymerase II; SMAD protein signal transduction. Gene Ontology annotation, molecular function: RNA polymerase II cis-regulatory region sequence-specific DNA binding; DNA-binding transcription factor activity, RNA polymerase II-specific; I-SMAD binding. The transcript has 11 exons.
UCACAUAUACGCGUGCAUGCAUGCGCAGUUGGAGCGUGGUGGGUUGAGAAGAUUUUUUUUGUUUAUUUUCGUGGUUAAUGUGUUGUUAUAUUAUUGUUAAUAUGUGUUUUUACAGUUUAGUGUAACAAGGGCAACAGAUAAACGGGUACAGGUACACAUUUAGCUAGCUAAUGUGAUAUUGUAACAUUUCACGAGGUAACGUUAGCGGAUUUGGGUCAUCAUAGAAGGUUAGCCAGCGAGCUAGCGUUAAGUUGAGGGUCUUGUAGCGUUAGCUAGCUAGUUAGCGUGUGUGCUAGCAAGCUAGCAAAAAUGCAAGCUAGUUUACGCUAACGUUAGAUAGCAUAUCAACAUUUAGGUAGCUUAAGCAACUCGCUUAUCAUCUUGCACCAAUGGGAUUAAUGCUACUGCGCGGAUAAAUCACUGUUGCUAAGCUCGGGCAGCAUUCGAUCAACAGUACUUUCACUUUGACACUUCUACUGAUAAAAGGCAUAGAGGAUACCACUUGAAAGUCUCCCUAAGGUUGAAACCUAAGGAGCAAGAUGUCAAUCACGAACACUCCCACAAGCAAUGAUGCCUGCCUAAGCAUUGUGCAUAGCCUGAUGUGCCACCGACAGGGAGGGGAGAGUGAAAGCUUUGCUAAGCGAGCUAUUGAGAGUCUUGUCAAGAAGCUGAAGGAGAAGAAAGAUGAGCUGGAUUCCCUUAUCACAGCCAUCACUACGAAUGGAGCUCAUCCUAGCAAGUGUGUAACCAUACAGAGAACUUUGGAUGGACGCCUACAGGUUGCGGGGCGAAAAGGUUUUCCUCAUGUUGUCUAUGCCCGACUAUGGCGAUGGCCUGAUCUACACAAGAAUGAAUUGAAACACGUGAAAUAUUGCCAGUAUGCCUUUGACUUGAAAUGUGACAAUGUUUGUGUCAACCCAUACCACUACGAGAGGGUCGUCUCUCCGAGCAUUGACUUAUCAGGGCUGACCCUUUCAAAUUCAGGUUCACUCUUGGUAAAGGAUGAGUAUGACUAUGACAACCAGCAAUCUCACUCAAGCUCUGAAAGCCACCUGCAGACUAUCCAGCAUCCCCCGGCAAGACCCGGUCCACAGGAGAUCUUCAUCAGCCCCUCUCUACUCCCCCCAUCAGAGGGCAGCGGUUCAGCUUCAACCUCUGCUUUCUCUACCAUCAGCGUUGGACCAUCAAACCCUACCUCCAAUUGGAGCAGAAAUGGCAGCUUCACCGCUGCAGUGCCUCAACAUCAGAACGGGCAUCUACAGCAUCAUCCACCCAUGCCUCACACAGGGCAUUACUGGCCUGUUCCCAAUGAAAUUGCGUUCCAGCCCCCCAUAUCCAAUCACCCUUCUCCAGAGUACUGGUGCUCCAUUGCUUACUUUGAGAUGGAUGUCCAAGUUGGGGAGACGUUUAAGGUGCAAUCCACAUGUCCGAUAGUGACUGUGGAUGGCUACGUUGAUCCAUCAGGAGGGGACCGCUUUUGCUUGGGCCAGCUGAGCAAUGUCCACAGGACAGAGAACAUAGAGAGAGCCAGGCUACACAUUGGCAAAGGCAUGCAGCUGGAGUGCAAAGGUGAAGGAGAUGUCUGGGUGCGCUGUUUGAGUGAUCAUGCAGUGUUUGUGCAGAGCUAUUACCUGGAUCGAGAGGCUGGACGUGCCCCUGGAGAUGCAGUUCACAAGAUCUACCCCAGCGCUUACAUCAAGGUGUUCGACUUGCGUCAGUGCCACAGGCAGAUGCAGCAGCAGGCAGCGACAGCUCAGGCCGCAGCUGCAGCCCAGGCAGCAGCAGUGUCCGGGAACAUUCCUGGGCCUGGCUCUGUGGGAGGCAUCGCCCCUGCCAUCAGUCUUUCGGCUGCUGCAGGCAUUGGGGUUGAUGACCUGCGCAGGCUGUGCAUCCUGCGGAUGAGCUUUGUGAAGGGCUGGGGGCCCGACUACCCACGGCAAAGCAUUAAAGAGACACCCUGCUGGAUUGAAAUUCAUUUACAUCGAGCUCUACAGCUACUGGAUGAAGUUCUGCACACCAUGCCCAUAGCUGACCCUCAGCCUCUUGACUGAGUUGAAAGACAUGAACUGUACAAAAGAAGAAAACAAUCAGGCUACUUUUUUAACAGAUCACUCCACCUAUAGGCCUGGACUGUCUAAUGAGGACUGCAACUACAGGGAUUCUGAGUAGGUUGUAGGAGUACCAACAAGGACAUAAAUGCUGGCAGUAUACUCCAAACACAGUGCUUUCAAGUCAAGAGCUGUGGGCAGUUGCCAGUAUUAUGAGUGAGACUCCAGGUCUGGUGUCAGUGACUUCUAAACAGCUGGAGCAACAUGGGAAGUACACUGGGAUAGGUUGUAGUACUCUGGAAACAUGCUGCCAAGAGGAUGAAAAAGGAAGCCAGUAUCCUGACAUUGUUUACCAAUUGGAACUUCAUAACAGCAUGAAGUUAACAAGGCUGUGUGUCUCUCAAAUCUCAAGUUGAUACAAAAAUACUCGCACACUGAUAUGAUAAAAGAUGCAAAAUGUAUUUAGCCUUGGUACUAUACAAAAGAAAUGCAUAACCACAAAAGAGUGUAGGGUGUCAAACACAAAAUGAUUUAUACUCUGCUGUCAUCUUUUUUCAGUGUGAACAUUUCCCCAUUUAAGAUUUGAAGAUGUAUAGAGCCCCUGUAACUGACUGAAUUCUCUUUUGGACUAUUUAGUAAGAGGGCAAUCUAUUUGGUCUAACACCAGUAAAGCUUAGCACAAUGUGAUGCCUUGUAUUGGAUGAGAACCUGUUAUUUACCCUGUCUGAACAUACUAAAUGUCAUUUCAGUUGGAGUAUACUGCCGAUCCAGUCCUCUUCUAUUGGCUCUCCGGUGCUUAAUAUGGCUUCAUGUAAGUGGAGUUUUUCACCUCACAAAUCAGGAUAUUUAUGUAAAAUCAUGUUAUUCAUUAUGUUUUUGAAAGAUGUAAUCUUAAUUAUUUUUUCAAUGCUGACAGUCCUUAUUUGACGUUUAAAAAAACAAAAAAACAAAAACAAAUUAUAUUCCCCCCCCCAAAUAGUUGUUUUUACUGACGUAAAAGCAUUUGAAAAGCUCAUUUUAGCUGACCUAGGCUUCUCUUGCAACACCAUAGAAGUUCCAUUAUUCUACCACCAGUCAAGGCUGUUACAACAUUGAGAAGUGAUUUUUUUUCUACUGAAAUUUAUCAACCUUUUUAUGAAUCAAGGUUAUCAUCGGUUUUAUAAAACAUUGUAAUAAUAUUUAAAACUGUCAUUUCUUUUAUUAGAUGCCCACAGUGUCCAUUAGCACUUUAUUAAUUUGCCUAACUGUAUUUUGUCUUGUUUCAUAGUCUCAUGCGUGGUAUCCAUUUCAUUUCUUAGCAUAGUUAAAAAGUAUUUCUUGCUGAUGGCCUUGGUAGGAUCCAUGGAAAAUGUGCUUCAAAUAGUUUGCCUGAAAUCUGUUUUCGUUAUCAAACACUCACCCACAGCAGGUUUGAAAGGUGUAUUUAGCUCUGUUCUGGCAAAAAUGAUUACUGUUUGGAACAUAUUGAGUUGUGGUGUACCAAUGGUUAAUACAAAUUUAAAAUAUUGUCUGUGUAGGAUGAAACUACUGUGUAAACCUUUCAAACCUAAAGGUGGUAAAUCUUUGAUACUCAAAAGAUGCAUUUUGGGUAGAUCCUCAACAUCACUUUAACAUGGCUCACCACCACUCAUUUUAAUUUGAGCAUUACUUGGAUAACACUUACCGUAACGUAUUCUACCCAACAGCUGAGUAAAGGAAUGAAGGAGGGAAUGAACUGUGAGAGGAAGUGUAAGCCAUAUUGAUGCCAAAUAUAUCCAAUGAAAAGGUUAUCAGACUCCAGUCGUUCUAGUGUUAUGUCGCUUGUAAAUCUUAGUUUUAAUUAUCAACUGAAUGAUUUCAGUUUUUGCUCAGCACAAUUUAUCAAACAAUGUUUUGGUAAUUAGAGCUCAGUUUACCUACAGCUGUUGCAGUAUUUUAUACUCUUUUGCUACCUUUACAGUAAGAGAACCACAAAAAUAAAGAAUGAUGCUAUUCAAUUUUCAGGAAUUGCAAAUUCCUGCUCAUCUUAAUCUUUACAAUUGUGUCAUACAUUCUGAAUACGUACUGAGUUUGGUUGAUAUUGGUAUAUGUAUGAGUCUGGUUAAAUAAAAUACAAUUGGCUAACACUA